UCUCCAUGACAGUAAGGAGUCCAGGACAACAAUGAAGUCUCUCCGAUUCAUUAGCGCCGAAGCAUUUGUGUCAAAUGCAGAGUUUGCCAGGAAGAGUCUCGGGGCUGUUGCGCAUGAUCUUUUUCCGCUUCUUUUUAAAGCCAGCUAUUUACUGGAGCAAGGGGAAGUGAUUCAUGACUUGGUAGAGAACUGGCCACUUUUUGAUUUUAACAUGGGAAAACUUUUGGGAGCUACUCUGGACUAUGAGGAAGACCUGAGCCACAGAACAUGUUCAGUGUGCUUGGAAAGCUGUCUGACAGGGCUGAGAGACUAUGUGCUGAAUCAGUCUUCUCCCUACAUGAAAAAGUUGAAAGUGGUCGACCUGACGGGUAUAAGAGAUGUUGAAGUUCAGUUUUGUAAGUGCAAGAAGACAAUGGGCAGGUGGGCCAGGACACAGCUGCUCUCUAAGCUUUGUUCAGACCUCCUGGUUUACCUGCAACAAGCACAGUGCAAUCCAGGUACCUUUGAAGUCAGUAUCAAUGUACUAAUUGACUUGUUUGUUACAGAGCGGAACUAUGAGCUGGUCAUGCAGGCCCUGCUGAAGAAAUGCAGUUGUCCGCUGAAAAUCUGCUGUGUGGCAUUCAGAUCUGACAACCUGACCUUGCAGAAAUUCUUCUAUAUCAUAAAGCUCGCUGAUCCCUCCUUGUUGCGCAAACUGGAAAUAGUUCAUAAUGUUCACUUGGAAAUGGAACAUUUGGAAAUGCUCUUCAACAGUAUCCACUUCCCUCUAUUGAUGUCCUUGACCUUGCCAGCACGAACAUUUAAUGUGCGGAGGUUCACAGCUACAGAUGAACAGAUGCUUACUAACAUUGGUGAAAAGAUGGGUGAAAUGACACAGCUUACUGAGCUGAGUAUGUCAUUUUCUAUACUGACUGGAAGAAUACAGAAACUUCUCAGCCCACUAAAAACUCCACUGAAGAUGCUGGAUGUUUCUAACUGCUCCUUGAACCAUGCUGAUAUGGCCUUUUUAGCCAAUAGCUUCCAUGCGAAUCACUUGGAAGCCCUGGACCUGAGUGGUCAUGAUAUACCUGAGCUUUACCCAUCAACAUUCUUUAAACUCCUCAGCCAUUGCUCUUCAGUGCUCAGGAGUCUUACCCUGGAGGACUGUAAUAUCCAAGACACUCAUGUCAACAUGUUGAUUUUAGGUUUAAGCCCUUGUCAGAAACUAGAGGAAUUUAAGUUUAUUGGAAACCCACUGUCAUCCCAAGCACUUAAACAUCUUUUCACAUUUUUCUGUGAAUUGCCAAUGCUGAAAAAUGUGGAGUUCCCAGUUCCAAGGGAUUGCUACCCUAUUGGGAUCACCUACCCCAUUGAUGAUGCCAGUGUUUGCAGAUUUGAUCCUCAAAAAUAUGAAAGGGUAGCAGAGGAGCUUAACCUCAUUUUACUCCAAGCAAAUAGAGAGGAUGUGAAGGCUUCAACACCACUCUUUGGGAGUUAUGAUGCUGCUGUUCAGGAGACAAACAAUGAACUGGGAGCUUACUUGAUCAAGUCCUUCAAAGAGACUUUAGAGAAGUUCACUUCUUCAUUUAACAAAAUGAGUUAAAUUUGUAAAACUGUAAAGUAGUGAUGAGAUUAUCUGCCAAAUCAGAACUUAAAUUAGUCUUUUCUAGAUCUACACCUUCAGUCAUCAGUUGUGAAUUUUCUUUAGUUUUUCAGCUGAAUUUACUAUUAUUUGAAUAACCUGUAAUCACCUGAGGUACUGUAACUCAUGCUAUACCUAUUGCAUACACCUUACACAAGCACUACUUGCUCCCAAAAGAGGGGAGGACACUUAAUGGUGCAUUAUUUUAUACAAGUGCACUUUUUCUCAGUAAAGCAAAUAGGUGUUUAAGCUUGGCUGAUUUCUUAUACAGGUUCCCUUAGAUUUGUCAGCUGGUCUGGUAGCCCUGCAGAAAAACAAGGAAGUCCUUUCCCAAGUCCAGCAGGAUGGUCAAAAGAUUGUGCACAUAUCCUCAUGUGUGGCUCCCUAAACUGUUUUUUUUUUUCUUUUUUCUGCUCAUGACCUGAAUUUACCAAUCUGUGUUUUAUGUAGUAUAUUCCAAAUAAUGGAGAAUGUGUAACAGCCUCCAUAUACCUGUGCCUCUUUCUUCUCAGAGGCAAGUGCAAUAAACAGGAUCUGUCUUAUACACUGCCCUUGGUGAGGAGUAAAAUUCCAUACUGAGGAGGCAGCAAACCAAAUGGUUGGCUGACAGCAGGGGAUCUCAUCCCACUUACCCAGCAAUAUUAACCAGUUUGUGGGGACUCUGCUGUUGUUCUUGCAAUGUGUGUUUUAGAAAGGCAGACCAGGACAGUGUUGCACAGCCAUGCCUCUUAUGUCAGCUGGUCAGUGCCUCAAGAUAUUUCCUUCCUGGAAUCAGCUUCUUGGCUGGUAGAAUGUACCCUGCUCCUUUCAGUUGUUUUAAAGAAAGUCUAGGACUGUGGUAGUACUGAAAAAAAGACUAGUGUUGAAAAGACAUGCAAAAAAAAAAAAAAAGUUAUUCCAAUGCCAAUUUAAAAAAUGUGGAAAAGGGACAAGGCUGGUUGGGCUGGUUGCUGAGUAUCUAGAAGUUCAUCUGUGUAAAACACUGCUGGCUUUCUGUCAGGACUGUAUGUUCUCUACAGAUUUGCGACCAGUAUCAGGAAAAAUCACAUUUAUUUGUCUAACUUUAGUGCAAGGAAAGUAUUAGAAUGACAGAGUAAACAGUAUCCCAGGCUCCAUGCACGCAGCAUUGGAGCAUAGGUAAAGGGGCCAACUGGAUGUCAGGACAGUAAGGGCCACAAGACACACGUAUGAGGAAAGUACUAUAAUUGGGGCCUGAGCGAUAAACAAGUGCUACUCAGCUUUUCACCUGUAAAACUAGACACUUGAUUGGCUUCUAGGUAAUUAAAAAAAUAAAUAUAAUAAUAUAAAAAAUGUAUGUAAUAAAUAUACUUUAAUAGUUCAUGAAAACUUGAUCAAACACGACUGAAAGUGAAUGUUUGUAGCAGGAGCUGGAGGUGUCACUGUAGCAUUGAGGAUCAUCAUUAAGAUAACCAGGACAGUUUAUUUGAAAUAAUUAUGGGCCUCAUCAUCUGAGGGUAAGGAAGAAACUUUCUUCAUUUAGGUAGUGCUGAUUUGUCAAGCUUUCUGUUUAUCUACAGUAGGAAUAUGCAAGCAACUCUUAACCUAAUUUAUUUUAAAAAACCCCAAAACAAACCAAAAAUUAAUGGUCCGAGUACUAAGCAGAACUUAGAGGUUCCACAGCAUGCAUUUAAAUUAUUGUUUUUGAUGUCAGCUCACAUUCUAACAUGUUUUAUUGAUUAAACAUAUGAUGGUAAAAUUGAAAGUGAAUGGUCAUGACCUGUUUAUGUUUACAGAGCACUUGAAAAAUAAAAAGGCAAUCUAAGUUGCUAAGCUAAGGAGUUGGGAAUAGUAAAUGACAGAAUUGGGUCCCGUAUGACCUUGCUUGUACUUUGACAGGAUUCCACAUGCUGCUUUAUCCUUGCCUCUACUGUGCCUUUUCUUCCCUCCAGCCUCGCCAUUCUUUCCAUCUCAGACUUGACUGAUGAUUUCUCAGUCAGAUUUAAGUUGAAUUUUGCUAUGCCAAAUGUCUACCUCUUUGGGAUGAGUAGUGAUACUUUUGCAGGGAAAGAACACUGUACUACAGCUGUAAAAGUGUAGUGAUUCUUCCCCCCUCCAAUCUAACAGGUUGUACCUGGAGGUGAAGGCUGGCCAUUUUGGAACAUGCUGUGAUAUAAUGGUUGGUCCUUGCCUUUUUCAGUACACACAAAAGAGACAGCUCUUAUUUCAGAAUUAUUAGAUGCCUUAUAAAGUCUGCUUCUGGUUUCUUCUUGCCACGGUUCACCCCUUUAUUUCCUUCUUUUUCUGAACCCCACAAACUCCUGCCUUUCUUCCAUUUUCAGUCUCGUGUCUAUAUGCUAACUUCUGGGCCAGCAGAAUUAUGUAGCUUUUGUUUUGGUGCAAAGUGACGACUAUUUUAGAGCUUUAGCUCUCAGAUAUCCCACCUUCUUCUCUUUAGUUUCUUUCUUAGUUAUGGUUGUUAUCAUUGGUUUUAAAUACAGGUCAAGCUUUAGCAUUUUGUUUUUUGCCUGACUUACUGCAACAAGGAUUUCUGUCCCCUCUCAGAAGGGUUCCUGCCUGUCUUCUGCCCCAGCAGUGUGAUUUUGGUUUGGAUCUGCUCUUUCUUCCUUCUUCCAUGUGUGUGGGACCUGGAAUGCAGCUAAUAGAGAAGAAGGAUUAAUUGUAUGUUGACCUAACCAUAUAAAAUUAUUUUACACUUUGCAAGUACAGACAGAUACUGAUUGAGUCCUGUUUGGUGUUUCCUUUUCUUCCUUACGGGAUGAUUGUCAGCUUCACUGGGUUCAGACUGGAGUGGAUCCAAGGUCAUUUGUACUGUCUAUCCAGAAAGCUAAAACCUUAACUACAUACCACCUUGAGGGGAGACAGUCUUCUAAGCUCCAGUUAAGGCUGCCCAGACAGAGACAGGACAGGAGUUACCACAACACUGAAUCCACACAGCUGUCAAUGGAGUGAAGAUGAAUGAUGUGAAUGGAGUUGAAUUCAAUUUCCUCCUACCAUAUCUGCUCAUGGUGUUCCUUUAAGUGUCUGAAGAAGAAUGCUCAAAGUCACUUGAGGUUUAUUUGUGAAAGACACAGAAGAGAUGCAUGUAGGAAAAAACCCUGAAAAACAAAACCAGGAUGAGAUCAAAACCAUUCUCACCAUAUUCAAACAAAUGUUAUAAACACAAAAUGCAAUAAUGAGUAUCACAGAGAAGUGAAAGGCCGAAUUUUUAAUUCCAAUAUAAAGAAAGAGACUGCUAAUCUUUUAUUUUAUUCACCAUACUUUAUUCAGUACCAUGUUUUAUUUACCAUAUUGUACUUUUUUAUUCAUUAGCAUAUUUUAACUUAAUUUGCUGGGACAGGUUUUGUUCAGCAGCAGUUGCUUGCAAAUCUUUCUCAUUUGCAAGGUAAAAAUUGCCAGAAGAGCUUUCUGCUGCUGAAAUUGCUAAACUCCCCUAUUCAGUAACUGUCCUGAGUUCAGUGAAAUACUGAGUACAUAGGAAAUAAAUAUUCUCCUUUGACAAACUUCAUAAAACUGAAAAACAGGCAAAAAAUCUUUAUAAAUGACCUUUGCUACAUCUGAUCUCUUCAUAAUUUAAGCCACAUUACGUUUUGGCCACACACAGAGCAGCUGAAAAAAGCAACAGGAAAAAAGAUUAUAGUAAGAUUUUUACUGUGGAAGAAACAGCACAGCAGCUCUGUACUUGGAGACAGCUAUCUGUACAUAUCCUACAUAUCCUACAUCAGUACAUAAAAUCCUACCAAUAGAAAAAGGCAAAUAAACACUACUGUUGCAAGAAAGUUGUCAUAUGUGAAACUGAAACAAGCUUCCCAAUAUAAUCCUACACCUUUUAAAUUACUAUUCUUAAACUCAAAAGUUAUGGACUACAGGUCAAUUCUUCUUAACAAGCAUGAACUUUGCUUACAAAGCUCCUCUUUCUCUCCUUAAAAUAUGCAUCAGUCAACAACAGAGCAGGACUGUAUGAACUACCUUGCAAAGAAACAAGGGAAGGAGCAUUGUACCUAAUGCUCUCCACAUACUGCCUUCAAGUAAAAGUACCCUGUGUGAAAAUUAUUGUGUCUAGGAUAAUAAUUUAUGAUGUAAAUUUAACACCUGUUUCAAUGAAUGUGUGGCCAGAGAGUCAAAGCUGCCUCUGGUUAAUCCUAAAAGCAGCAACUGUAAUCAUUAUUUUGUAGGGAUUUUUAAAAUAGUCUUAUACCUAGACAAAGAAGCUUUACUUUUGAAGAAAACAUGUUGGUUGUGAUUGAUGAUUGCAUUAUUUUUAAAAGUCUUUGAAUAGUACCCAGCAUGACCUUCUCUAUCAUUCUUCCAGGUACUAAGGUUAAAGACAGUUUGCUGUCUAAGGUACAGCUGCAUUUAUAUUGGUUAAUUUUACCCAAUAAAGAUUUACAAAAUAAUCCUAAAGAUAGUUUUAAUCUCAGGUAGAAUGUGAAGACUUUAUGCAGCAUAGGAUCACAGGAUUUUAAGGGGAACACCACCUGUCUGUCCAGAAAAAAAAAAUAAAUUAUUUCUCCCUGUGGAAGAUGAUCAACACUCCACCUUGUUCUCAACUUUAAAGUAUUUUAAAUUUCAGACUGAGAAUAUUCAAACAUCUAAAACACAUAUCUGUUCUGGGAAUUCAUAAUGAAGAUAGAGGUAAUAUUUUGUCUUCCUUCUCCAUCUUUCAGUCAGAAGUGAUUUUUUCUUCCUAUUGCAUCUGCUGUGAACUGUGGGAAAUCAUCCACUGAACUGCUGCUUUUUCCGUUUCCAUGUUUUUCUUCACUGGGCUGAAGGUUUCUCUUAGUCUCAGAUCCACCAUACAACAUUAGUUUUACUUGUUAGAGUUUUAUUUGUUUGCUGUAGAAGGUUUUACAGACUGAAAGACAACCUUGGCUAUGCUUCUCAUUAUUUUACUUUUUAUUCUGAGCACCAGCUAACAUGCUCCUAAUGAAGCAGGACUAUAAGCUUCAUUAAUGCUCAAUAAAAGUUGUAUUUUUUUUUGUUU
Messenger RNA from Onychostruthus taczanowskii (white-rumped snowfinch), 6584 nucleotides. It is a transcript of the gene LRRC14B, whose product is annotated as leucine rich repeat containing 14B. Lineage: Eukaryota; Metazoa; Chordata; Aves; Passeriformes; Passeridae. The record is from RefSeq and is a predicted model, not a curated record. The coding region runs from base 32 to 1582 and encodes 516 amino acids. The transcript has 2 exons. Gene Ontology annotation, cellular component: cytoplasm.